Messenger RNA from Ostertagia ostertagi, 315 nucleotides. The record is from the annotation of a GenBank genome assembly. Lineage: Eukaryota; Metazoa; Nematoda; Chromadorea; Rhabditida; Trichostrongylidae.
AUGCUCCUGAUCAUGAGACGGCCAGAAUUCACAGAAAUGGAACUGAAACGAGCCCGUGAAGAGCGCCGCGAACGCCGGGGUAUUCGAGGAAUGCUUCGCUCUAUUCGCGCAUUCAGUGACAAGUCCAGCGGUUCCGGUGAUGGCGAGGUCGAGCAGCAAUCUCAAGCACAUCAUGGAAAUGAGGAGUCUGCAGCUGGAAGUGCUGACGACAGAUCAGGUCUGUCCAAAGAGGCUACACAGGCGAUUGAAGCAAUCGAGUACAUCACACGCCAUCUAACAAGAGACAAUGACUAUAAAAGGGUUUGUUAUCCUUAA